AGGCAGCCCUUCCGCUUCCUGCUGGCAGGCGACGCAACUUCCGGUGGCUGCUGGGAGGUAGCUCGUGGCCUGGGGACGGAUCGCGCGGCGGUGACUCUGAGCGGGCGCGAGGCGGUCGGCAGGACGCUGGUAGCAGAUUCACCGUCGCUAUGGCAUCCCUUUCCCUAGCACCUGUGAAUAUUUUCAAGGCAGGAGCAGAUGAAGAAAAAGCAGAGACAGCUCGGUUGUCAUCCUUCAUUGGUGCUAUUGCCAUUGGAGACCUGGUUAAGAGCACUCUGGGACCUAAAGGCAUGGACAAGAUUCUUCUAAGUACUGGAAGAGAUGGCACAGUGACAGUAACCAAUGAUGGUGCAACCAUCCUAAAAUCUAUUGGAGUUGACAACCCAGCUGCCAAAGUUUUGGUUGAUAUGUCGAUGGUUCAAGAUGAUGAGGUUGGUGAUGGAACUACAUCUGUAACUGUGCUGGCAGCUGAAUUACUUAGGGAGGCAGAAGCAUUGAUUGCAAAGAAGAUUCAUCCUCAAACCAUCAUUGCAGGUUGGAGAGAAGCUACAAAAGCAGCAAGAGAGGCCCUUUUGAAAUCUGCAGUGGAUCAUGGUGAUGAUGAAAUAAAGUUCCGUGAAGACUUAAUGAACAUUGCAGGGACCACGUUGUCCUCAAAACUACUUACUCAUCAUAAAAAUCACUUUACUAAACUAGCAGUGGAAGCUGUUCUUAGACUGAAAGGAUCUGGUAAUUUGGAAGCUAUCCAUAUUAUCAAGAAACUAGGUGGAAGUCUGAUAGACUCUUACUUAGAUGAAGGCUUUCUACUAGAUAAAAAGAUUGGCGUCAACCAGCCAAAAAGAAUUGAAAAUGCAAAGAUACUUAUUGCAAACACUGGUAUGGAUACAGAUAAAAUUAAGGUCUUUGGCUCUCGUGUAAGAGUGGAUUCGACAGCAAAGGUAGCAGAAAUAGAACAAGCAGAAAAAGAAAAAAUGAAAGAGAAGGUUGAACGUAUUCUUAAGCAUGGAAUAAACUGCUUUAUUAACAGGCAACUGAUUUAUAACUAUCCCGAACAGCUGUUUGGUGCUGCUGGUGUUAUGGCUAUUGAACAUGCAGACUUUGCAGGAGUAGAACGUCUGGCUCUUGUUACAGGUGGUGAAAUUGCCUCAACCUUUGAUCAUCCAGAGCUGGUAAAACUAGGAAGUUGCAAGCUUAUUGAAGAAGUUAUGAUUGGAGAAGAUAAGCUCAUUCAUUUCUCUGGUGUAGCUAUGGGUGAAGCUUGCACCAUAGUGCUGCGUGGAGCAACACAGCAGAUUAUAGAUGAAGCCGAAAGGUCUUUGCAUGAUGCUCUGUGUGUCCUUGCCCAAACUGUGAAAGAUACAAGAACUGUCUAUGGUGGAGGUUGCUCAGAGAUGCUGAUGGCUAAUGCUGUCACAGAGGUUGCCAACAGAACACCAGGCAAAGAAUCAGUUGCAAUGGAGUCUUUUGCGAAGGCCUUGAGAAUGAUCCCAACCAUUAUAGCUGAUAAUGCUGGUUAUGACAGUGCAGAUCUGGUGUCUCAGCUCAGAGCUGCUCACAGUGAAGGGAAAACAACUUAUGGACUUGAUAUGAAGGAUGGUGUCAUUGGAGACAUGGCAACCCUGGGAAUAACUGAAAGCUUCCAAGUCAAGAGACAAGUUCUGCUGAGUGCAGCUGAAGCAGCAGAAAUGAUUAUUCGUGUGGAUGACAUUAUUAAAGCAGCACCAAGGAAACGUGUACCAGACAAUCGCCCAUGUUAACUGUUCAACCCAUAAGGAUGUGUGGACCAGAUCUCGCCAAGUACUUAAAAAAACAAACAAAAAAAAGCCUCCUGAGAGGUUAUGGAACAGAAACUUAAAGUAAAAGAGUGUAUUCAUUACUGGCAUGUCAUUGUUACAUUUUUCUGCAGAAUUAACUUAUUUUGUUUUUGUGCUUUAAAAAAGGCAUUUUACAUCCAAAUAAAACAUGGGUUGUAUGAAA
Trachemys scripta elegans is the source of this 1977-nucleotide messenger RNA. RefSeq names its product chaperonin containing TCP1 subunit 2 (gene CCT2). Gene Ontology annotation, cellular component: chaperonin-containing T-complex; cytosol. The coding region runs from base 150 to 1757 and encodes 535 amino acids. Gene Ontology annotation, molecular function: ATP binding; ATP-dependent protein folding chaperone; ATP hydrolysis activity. Gene Ontology annotation, biological process: protein folding. NCBI's taxonomy places the organism in Eukaryota, Metazoa, Chordata, Testudines, Emydidae. The transcript is spliced from 16 exons. The record is from RefSeq and is a predicted model, not a curated record.